UGUUGUUUGCCAAACCAUGUGGUCAGAGUACAAUCCAUUACUAUACACAUGCCUCAAGUCUUUACGGUGUAGCCUAGCUGCCGAUUGUCAGAUUUUCUUUACCUUUUUUCAAUUCUUAGGAUUCCCGUCUUCUGUGGGGAUUUAUCCUUGUGUGUGCCGUAGAUUUGAGGACCCAGUGGGGGUUUCGAUAGUGGGUGUUAUCGGGGAUCCAGGAUCUGAGAACCCAAUGGAGGGUUUGGUAUUUAGUAGUUGUGGGUUUGAUGGCCCAGCUGGGAUUUGCUCGUUGAGGCUUAGCAACAGCUGUCCAAGAGCCCUUGCCCUUGGAAGCUAGAAUGUUUUCGACUGUUACAAUGAAAAUUGGGCUUGUAAAGACCUGAUUGGCAAUUUUAUGCCUCAUUAAAAUUUACUAGUUGGGUUGUUGGUUAUGCAAUGGGAUUUGAUAUAUUGAGUGAUUGAUAGACUUAAGACAGGUGUUCAGGAUUGCUGUUAGGUGAUUGGAAGACCUAGUAUAGAUUUUUCAGAUAGACGCUUUGGUUGUUUCCAUCAAUUUGCUACCGAGGAGGGUUUUUUUGGGUGGAUUGUUGAAGUUGCUCCUUGAAUUAGUAGUUGUCAGGCAAAUACAGGCAUUUGAUUCGCUUUAUGUUUUGCUAGAUGAAUGUUUGAAAUUUGGGUGACGGAUUUUCUCGGUGAAUUGAUAUCAGACCAAUUAAAGUUUCAUGAUUCUGGCUGUAAGAUUCGCUCCGUGGGUUGCAUAUAGUGAUUGGCCGAUUCAGUAGAGAUAAUUUGGGUGAGCUAUUAUGUUGAGUGACUUUUGAGUGGAUGGCACAGAAUUACAAUGUGGGUUGGAUUUGAGCCAGAAAUUGCUAUUGAGUCAAUGCCACUGUAGUUUUCCAGGGUAACUGUGCUUCGUUCUGGUGGUUGAUUUUGGGACGAUGGAGUUGGGGGAUGGGCAUUCUGGAUCUGGCAAUGAGGAAAAUAAUGUUGAGGUGGGGGAGAAGUGUGAGAAAGUGGAAGAAAUGGCUAAAUUGAAGGAGGAAAGCAUAAUUACAAAUAAGGCUCGUCCAGAUCAGGUUGAAAAGACUAAGGGGAAAGGGCUGAAGAAAUGGAAGAGAAGGCGGCGAGAGACUAAUAAGGAUGUUGGACAUGUUCAGGAGCCACAGAGAAUGCUUCAUAAGAGAGUUAAUCCUCAUGCAGGACAAUUAGAUACAUCCAAGGGAGCAUCUAGUGGAAGCAAGCAGAAAAAUGAGAUAAUUGAGUCUGAACCCUCCGUUGGCAAUAAUAUUGCUGCAUCAUCAUCUAUUUUGGGAUUCACUCAUCCGGACCGGGAUUCGGAUUCAGGGUCGUGUUAUGCUGUCUUAAAUUUAUAUCCCAUUGGCUGUAGCGAAGACCAGAGCUUUACAAGCUUUCCAAAAGAUAUGGCUGAAAACUUAAUAGCAGAAGAACUUCUGAAUGAUAUCGAUUUUGGAUUGUUUGAAAAUAGAGAAGAAAUGAACUACUCACCACUUUAUGGGGAUGGAAUUGAGCUGCCAAUUGGCAUGAGGGCAUUUGAAUCUGGGGAUAUGAAGAGACCUGCAGGACCAACCAAGAAGGCGAGGGCAGAAAAGUUUGAGAGUAAUCUCAAUUCUGAAGAUCCCAUUCAUGAGCACGAUGACAGUAGCAUCAGUACAGGGAGAAUUGUACACAAAUGUGAAGGUAUUUCUGGAAACCAUGUUGAAGUUUUUCCUGCUACCUGUAUCUGGGAUUGUGACGGUCAGGAGAACUUGGAUGACCAUGGUGAAAGUUCGUGCAGCACGGCAAAUAAUAUUGGAAUCUCAGCUGUUAGUACUUCAGGUCACAUAAAUGCAGUGAUGACUAAGAGUGACAGAAAUUUAGUGGGCAGCAACAAACACGAGAGUCUAGAUGACUUCGCUGAGAGUUCCUGCAGCAGAGUAAAUAAUUUAGGAACCUCAGUAGUUAGAGCUUCAGGCCAUAGCAAGGCAGUCAUUGCUAAGAGUGGCAGUAAUACAAGCCUUGGGAAUAGGAAGUGGUCAACAGAAGAAUUUAAACUUUGGUGUGAAAACUUUGAACCUGAAAAUAGCUCGUUUGAGAGACAAGAUUGUGAGGAAGCUCAGAUUUUAGAGUCCGAGAUAUUAAAUGGUAGUCACGGUGAAUGUAGAGAAGGCGAAGAUAUUAGGGAGAAUCCAGUACUGACGUGUGAUGUUGCACACAACGAAGAGAGUUUUGCAUCUGCAGCUACUGCUGGUGCAAAAGAGAUGGAAGAGAAACCAGGUUCGCAAGCACAUGAAAAUGGUACACAUCUUCAACCUGGAGAAUCAGCUUGUUUGGUUCAAGCAUUGACACAACUUAAGACCGCCGAAGAGGCGCUACAGCAAGAAGUUCAACAAAUGAAAGAUCUAGGAAAACUAAAUGGACGAUUCCAGAUGAAGAAUUCUGACCAUGGCAUAUUUUCUGACAGUGAUAGUGUAAAUAAGCAUCUGUACAAGAAUGAUGAAUCUGAUGUAGCUAAUGGUUCUCAUGUGGUAGAAAUGGCUGAGAGAGAAUGGGCUUCCCCAGGAAGCCAACUCAAUAAGAUGAAUGAAAAGCUGAAAUUAUUACAGAAGGAACUUGAAUCAACAAACGAGAGAACAUUAUCGGAGCAAACAAACGUGAAGAAAUUUGAAGUCCCAAGCAAGGAUCAAGAAAUUAAAUACAAGGAAACCAAACCGCCAAGUGAGGGGGCUGUGAGUGAAUUACAAUUGGUGCAAGAUAAAUGCAAAGAAAUGGAAAGGGAGUUGGAAGAACAAUAUAAAGAGAAUAUGCAAGCUGAGAUAGAAUAUCUGAUUUUAAAUAAUGCAGCCAUAAGAAGUGUUUCUUUGGCGGAAAAUGGAACGUUUCCUGUGCAGAUGAAGGGUUCUGAACUUGGCAUAUGUUCUGACAGUGAUAGUAUAAGUAAGCAUCUCAACAAGUAUGAUUCAUUUAAUGUACCUAAUGGUUCUCAUGUGGAGGAAAAAGCUGAGAGAGAAAGGCCUUUGGAGGGAAACCAACUCAAUAAGGAACUUGAAGCAGCAAACAAGAGAACAUCAUCAGAACAAACAAAAGUGAAGGAGCUUGAAGUUCUAUGCAAGGAUCAAGAGAUUAAACAGAAGGAAACCAAACUGCCAAGUGAGGGUUCUGCAAGUGAAUUGCAAUCAUUGCAAGAAAAGUGCAAAGAAAUGGAAAAGGAGUUGGAAGAACAAUAUAAAGAGAGUAUGCAAGCUGAGAUAGAAUUUCUAAUGUUAAGUGAUGCAGCCACAAGAAGCAUUGCUUUGGUGGAAAACGAAACAUCUCUUUUGCAGGAACAGAAAGAUCUGGUCAUCAAACAGCUUCAAACUGCUUUGAAGCUUAAAGAUGCUGAAGGUCGUGCACUCUCAUUGAAGGACCAAGUAACAGAAUUGGAGAAUGCUUGUGGGAGUUUGUUAGAAGUGGAAGAGGUUAUUACAUUACACAACAAAGUGUGCAGAUCUAGUUUAUUCUCUUUCAUUCAAUUUAUUUUGUUUUGUGUGGCCAUUCUUUUAAUGUUUUCACAGUCCCCUAAUGUGCCAAACUUGGUUCCAACCUAAUAAUGCGAGUGUAGAUUAUAGUUUAUUUCUAGGAAUAACUGAAGAGUUGUUGGGCCCUCCUAGGAGCCCUGCAUUUUUAAUGUAAAUCUUUUUGGUGUCUAUGAUGAAUGCUUGCUCAUUUUAGCGAGCAGCUCUAAAAAGGUAGCACAGUUGAGGUCAAAGAGCAGGUAAUAAUAUCUGGGAUAGUUAUCAAUAUGGUCCCAAAUGUUUUGUAAAUUAUCAUUACUCUAGUUAUUGAUAUUUUUUACAUAUUGCAUAAUUA
Molecule: messenger RNA, 3840 nt
Organism: Cryptomeria japonica (Japanese cedar)
Lineage: Eukaryota; Viridiplantae; Streptophyta; Pinopsida; Cupressales; Cupressaceae
Exons: 3
Coding region: 933-3578 (881 amino acids)
Source: RefSeq, a predicted model, not a curated record